Molecule: messenger RNA, 1024 nt
Organism: Paramecium sonneborni
Lineage: Eukaryota; Ciliophora; Oligohymenophorea; Peniculida; Parameciidae
Source: the annotation of a GenBank genome assembly
UUAUUAAAAAAAUAAUGUAAAAUCAGAAUUACGAGGUCCAUAAAAUUGUUGGAAAGAAAAAAUAUGAAAUUCUUGUUAAAGUACUUGGAUAAGGGCAAUACGCUAAGACCUAUUUGGCUCGAAACAUUUAAACUCAACAAUACCUUGCUUGCAAAGUUUAUAUGAAUUUCUACUAAUAGGUAAUUUCAAAAGAAUAAAUUGUUCUUCAAUUAAACUAAAUUGAAAACAGGGAAUUAGCAGAAAAAAAGAAACAAAAGAUUACAGAAAGAUUACAGAAUGAAGUUGACAAUACAAGCAAAAUGUGUAAUAUGCUAUUUAUUAUUUUUUAAAGAACAUCCUCAUAUUGUAAAAUUUGAAGAUUUAGUUGAAAGUCCAAAUAACAUUUACUUUUUUAUGGAAUACUGUUCUGGAGGAACAUUAGAAAAAUUGAUACAAGUUAGAAAAAGACUUAGUCAAGCUGAUGCUUUACCUUAUUUUAAAUAGUUGGCUUUAGGUAUAAUUAACAUUUUAAUAAUUAGGUUGUGGAUAUCUUUAUGAGAAAAACGUCAUUCAUAGAGAUUUAAAACCUUCAAAUGUUUUACUAUAAGAUAAUGUCAUAAAAAUAGCUGAUUUUGGUUUAUCUAAAGCUAUGGAAGAAUAAAUUAAAGAGAUAGCUAAUGAUAAUACUCCAUGGAUUGGAACACCCUUGUAUAUGAGUCCUUAAGUAGAUAGUUUUUUUAUUUUUAGGUUAUUGGGUAAGAAUAUUAUUCAAUAAAAUCUGAUGUUUGGUCACUUGGAUGCAUAUUUUAUGAAAUGCUUUGUGGAAAAACUCCUUGGUAUCAUGAAAAAGUUCAAUAUUUAUAAUAAAUGAUUUAAAAUGAAAGUGUACAGUUUCCAAAUGAUGUUUAAAUAUCAGACAAUAUGAAGAAAUUAAUUACAAAAAUGUUAGCUAAAACGGAAAAUGAUAGAAUCAGUAUCGUAUAAGUAAUUUAAUACUUAGAUUCAGUUUGAACUAAAUGAAUAUUAUUGCAAAUAAAUCAUAAAU